CGUGCGACACUUUUGAAUAUUUAUUGCUCUCUUUCUCCAUCUUAUCACUGAAAAGCAAAAAAAAAACUAUCAAAAUAAUAAAACGAAGACAAAAUGGAUUACAUUUUCGACAUUUUCUACGAAGAAAUUUUCGAGUCAAUGGACCGUAAUGGCUUACAGACACGCCAGAGUCGUCGUGACGUUAUUGAUCGUCUCAAUUCAAUCAUAUCGGGCGGCAUUGGGGGGCAAAAUUUGACGGCAACGCAAAGUAGCAGGCAGGCCAUCUUGUCGGCAAUCGAAUAUCAUCAGCGACACAAGGAGCAAAAUGGAAAUGUCUGUUUGAUGGGAAAAUUCCACAAUAUUCUGUAUGUAGCGGUUCGUGUCGCAUGGGAUUGGGGCGUCGAGGAUUCCCAUGUCGUAGCUGAGCUACUGAGAGAAAUUUAUUCGUGCGAAAAGACAUUCGAACGACUGUUUUUGGGCGCAAUUUUUGGUACAAAUGCUCCGUAUUUCAUUGCUGGAUGGCGCAGUGAUUUCAAGGACCAGGACGAGAAUACUCGAGCGAUAGUUUUCUUUUUGCAACAUGCAGCAAAUGCAGGAUUGGAAUUUCCCAUUUUCGUCCGAAAAAGCAAUUGUCUGAAGAUGAUAAGAUUCAUCGAUGUUCCGAUCGAGUCGUGUGGCAAGGCGUCUCCAUUGCGAGUGACGUUACAGGCAAGUGCGCCCGACAUUCUCAUGAUUCUAUUGAGAUACGGUGCUUCUCCGAAUCCCUUUGAUGACGGUUUACCGCCCGUAAUUGCGCUCUUCGAUAAAUUAAUUGAGUAUCAAGAUCGACGGUAUCCUUAUCAAUUGGAUGCUUGUCUGAGGUUGCUAUUGAAGACACUCUCCUUCGUAGAAAUGCCUUUUAAGCCACUCAUGUACGAUGCACGUAAAGAAAUGUUUCUUGACAAGUACGAGCAGUUACUUCAAGACAAAUUGCUGGAUGCUAAUCUCAUUUUUGGCGUGCCUUCAUUGAAGCAUUUGUGCAGAUGCACGAUUCGAGAGAGAUUAAACGAAAAUUGUCAAUUGCCAAAGGGAAUCAAAGAAUUGAAAAUACCCGGGAAGUUGAGACGAUACAUCGAUUUAAUGGAGUAAAAUUGAACAAAAAAAAUAA
Messenger RNA from Culicoides brevitarsis, 1126 nucleotides. RefSeq lists its product as uncharacterized. The transcript is spliced from 8 exons. The coding region runs from base 94 to 1107 and encodes 337 amino acids. The record is from RefSeq and is a predicted model, not a curated record. Gene Ontology annotation, biological process: intracellular signal transduction. Lineage: Eukaryota; Metazoa; Arthropoda; Insecta; Diptera; Ceratopogonidae.